AUGAGUUUGUUCGAAGAAAUUACAAUUCAGCAGGUUGGCAUUACAUACAAACAACCUUUAGGGUUGUUUAUUAAUAAUGAGUAUACUGCGUCAUCGGACGGUGGCAAGAUUCAGACUAUUAAUCCUGCUACUGAAGAAUAUAUUACAUCUUUUUAUGCAGGUACGGAGGAAGAUGCUGAUCGAGCAGUGGUGGCAGCUAGAGAAGCAUUUGAAAAUCAUUGGAGGAAGACUUCGCCUAAGGAACGAGGUGACUUGCUUUACAAGUUGGCAAAUAUAGUGGAAAGAGAGAAGGUUUUGCUUGCAGCUCUUGAGACGUUGGAUUCAGGGAAGCCUUAUCACUCGAAUUCUUUGGGGGAUAUUAAUGAGGUGAUCAAGGUAACGCGUUAUUUUGCCGGUGCAGCUGAUAAGUUUAACCAGGGCAAUAUUUCGUCUUCAAACCAUGAUAAAUAUGGUUAUUCAUUGAAGGUGCCGUAUGGUGUUGUUGCUCAUGUGAUUCCUUGGAACUAUCCUCUUUUAAUGGCAUGUUGGAAGCUUCAAGGCUGCUUAGCUGCGGGUAAUUGUAUUGUUGUCAAGCCUGCAGAGAACACUAGUUUAUCCUUGUUGUAUUUUGCGCAAUUAGUAAAGGAGGCGGGUUUCCCGCCCGGGGUAUUCAACGUAGUUCCAGGGUAUGGUCCUGUAGCUGGGUCUCGAUUGGCUUUACACCCGGAUGUGGAUAAAAUUGGGUUUACUGGGAGUACUGCAGUAGGUAAGAAAAUUAUGUCAAUGGCCGGACAAUCUAAUCUGAAGGAUGUGACAUUAGAAUGUGGGGGCAAGACUGCAGCUAUUGUAUUGGAUGAUGCUAUUUUAGAAGAUGCUAUUGAUUGGUUAACGCUUGGUAUUUUCUUCAAUUCUGGCCAGAACUGUACCGCAAAUUCGCGUAUAUACGUGCAAGAAUCGAUCUUUGAUGAAUUUUUGAGCAAAUUCAAAGAGAACACUUUUAAAAACUGGAAGUUUGGAAAUAACUAUGACCCUUUCGAUCCUGAAUGUACGAUGGGUCCAUUGAUUUCUAAAGUACAAUACGAUCGCGUGUCGGGUUACUUAUCUCAUGGUAAAGAAACCGAAAAAUUAGAAGCGAUUGAACUUGGUGUUGUGAAGAAUGGUAUAGGAUUCUUUGUUCCGCCAACGAUAUUUAUUAAUGUCCCGCAAGAUUCUAAAUUGUGCAAAGAAGAAAUUUUUGGUCCAGUUGCUGUAAUCUCGACAUUUAAGAAUUACGAUGAGGCUGUAGCGCUAGCUAAUGACUCAGAUUACGGAUUGGCAUCUUGCAUUUUCACCGAAAAUGUCCGCAAGGCAAAUCAAUUUGUUCGCGAUGCAAGGAGUGGCACAGUUUACGUCAAUUGCUCCAACGAAGAUGAUAUAAGUCUUCCAUUUGGCGGGUUCAAAAUGAGUGGAAUUGGUAGAGAACUCGGCUAUGCUGGCAUGGAAUCGUAUUUGCAACUCAAAUCUGUUCACAUGAACAUUGGCAACCCUUCGUUUUUAUAG
Molecule: messenger RNA, 1518 nt
Organism: Eremothecium cymbalariae DBVPG#7215
Lineage: Eukaryota; Fungi; Ascomycota; Saccharomycetes; Saccharomycetales; Saccharomycetaceae
Exons: 1
Coding region: 1-1518 (505 amino acids)
Molecular function (GO): aldehyde dehydrogenase (NAD+) activity
Source: RefSeq, a predicted model, not a curated record